Molecule: messenger RNA, 406 nt
Organism: Heterocephalus glaber (naked mole-rat)
Lineage: Eukaryota; Metazoa; Chordata; Mammalia; Rodentia; Bathyergidae
Source: RefSeq, a predicted model, not a curated record
GAAGGACGCUGGUGUUGAGGACAGUAACCAUGAGUUCCAGUGCUUUGACGAAACCACAGAUGCGAGUUCUUCUGGCCAGGCAUCUGCGGAUCCAUAUUGUUGGAGCAUUCGUUGUCUCCCUGGGAGUUGCAACUCUCUAUAAGUUUGGUGUGGCUGAACCAAGAAAGAAGGCGUAUGCAGAUUUCUACAGAAAUUAUGAUUCCAUGAAAGAUUUUGAAGAAAUGAGGAAGGCUGGUAUCUUUCAGAGUGCAAAGUGAUAUAGGAAUAAAAAGGUUUCUUUGGAUAGAGUUCCGUAGACACUUGUCACUGAUAAGUGUUCCUGAACUGUGAAACAUCAAAAUAUCGACUAAAGAAUAGUUCUCAUGACAAAUAAACACCAGUGUGGACAGUAAAAAAAAAAAAAAAA